This is a messenger RNA of Microdochium trichocladiopsis, 624 nucleotides long. RefSeq lists its product as uncharacterized. Bases 1 to 624 code for a protein of 207 amino acids. The record is from RefSeq and is a predicted model, not a curated record. Lineage: Eukaryota; Fungi; Ascomycota; Sordariomycetes; Xylariales; Microdochiaceae. The transcript is spliced from 4 exons.
AUGUUUUCUGACUUUUUAUUGACCAUUCCAAGGACGAUUCCUCGCAGCGCGCCUAUCGAGGGAUAUGCCAUUGCGCCCAUGAGCUGGACUGGAGCUGUCUUUCCGGGCGGAGAUAACAUGACGUUUCACGGCGAAGUUGAGGUCAUCCUUGACGAGAUUCUAAAGCUUAAUCUCAACUUUACCGCACCUACGCAGGACUACGGUAAGGAGGGUCUAGCUAGACGUGACCUAGAGGCACGCCAUCCGACACGGCUCGCAUGCGACGGUGGCGGCCCGAACGGGAGUCAGGGCCGCCGAACUGGCGCUAAUGUAGCAUGGGCAGAAGCCCAGCGUCUCCGAGGCCUGGGGGGCACGGCUUGCGGCGGUCCAGGACGAUCGUGCGUGCGCAUGGGCUGUACCUCGGGAACGGAAAUCUGGUUGUGUAACGAUAACGAUCAGCAUUACGAUGAUCGCUGCGACUGGACAGGCUACCUGGCCGAGCUGGCCAUUAGUGGCUGCCAAAGGGGCGUGAACAUGUGUAACGAGGUGACGUGCUGGACCAGAUGGGAGGUCAUGGGUGCGCAGUACGACGUGCGCAACUACAACGUCAUGAUUACCCAUGGCCCUGACGAUAAUCGAUGCUAG